GGAAGUGCUGGGAGUUAACAUGGCUUCGAAAGGACAGGUCGAGAGUUUAACCGAGGAGGCAAUUUGUUCCAUCUGCCUGGAUUUCUUCACCGAUCCGGUUAUACUGGAGUGCGGGCACAACUUCUGUCGGUCUUGUAUCACACGGUGUUGGGAAAUGGAUGAGAGAAACUCCUGCCCGGAAUGUAGAGAGGUGUUUGCUGACCGCACCCUCAGGGUAAGUUGGGCCUUAGCAAAUCUGGCUGAAAAAGCUCGAAAUCUAAACCUGAACCCGAACGGGAAGGAAAGUAAACGUCACUGCGAGGAACAUGAGGAAGAACUGAAGCUGUUUUGUGAAACGGACAAGACACUGAUCUGUCUGAUCUGUAGAGAUGCGCAGGAACACAGAGAGCACCGCUUCAAGCCGAUUAAAGAAGCCGUUAAAAUCUACAAGGAUCAGCUGAAAUCUACCUUAGAUUCUCUCACAAAAAAGAUUUCAAACUUCCAGGAUAAGGAGCAGCAACAGAAAGAGAAGAUUUCCAGAGUUCGGGAACAGUCACACAGUAUUCAGUCCCACAUCACGUCCCAGUUUGCUGCACUGUGCCAGAUUAUCACUGAGAAAGAGCAGAGCUCACUCAGGGAUAUCAAGAAAGAAGAGGCAAGGAUUCUAAAUCCAAUGGAGAAAAAUCUUGGAGAGAUUCAAGAGAAUAUAAGGCUGAUUCAGGAGGAAAUUUCAAAGUUACAGGAACAGAUGAAUCAAAAAGACGGUGUGUUAUUUCUCAAGGAGGAAGCUCAUCAGAACAGGAGAAUUCCUGAUGAUGUCCAGAAAUUGUCAGUGACAGAUGAGGCCCUACCGGUUGAAAAAUUCGAUCACCCCUAUUUGUUGAUCACAGUGCUGAGAGAAACACUUGAUGCCAUGAAUGGAGUCUCUGUCAUCCUGGAUGUGGAAACGGCGCAUCCAUUUCUUGAGGUGUCUGAGGAUCGGAAGAGUGUCAGAAGGACCAGGAUGCAGAGGAAUCUCCCUGACACCGGGAGGAGAUUUACAGACUGGGAAUGUGUGUUGGGAUCGGAGGGAUUCACAUCCGGGACACAUUACUGGGAGGUGGAGGUGGCAGGGAAUCGGGGCUGGUGGCUGGGAGUCGCCGCAGAUUCUGUGCAGAGUAAGAGAGCAGUCAAACCGAUUCCGGAGACUGGAUUCUGGAUCAUCAGGCGGAGUUAUGACGUGAUAGAGCAGGAUGAUUAUUAUGAUGACGUGAUCGAGCAGGAUGAUUAUUAUGAUGACGUGAUCGAGCAGGAUGAUUAUUAUGAUGAUGUGAUCGAGCGAGAUGAUUAUUAUGAUGACGUGAUCGAGCAGGAUGAUUAUUAUGAUGAUGUGAUUGAGCGAGAUGAUUAUUAUGAUGACGUGAUCGAGCAGGAUGAUUAUUAUGAUGAUGUGAUCGAGGAGGAUGAUUAUUAUGAUGACGUGAUAGAGCAGGAUGAUUAUUAUGAUGACGUGAUAGAGCGAGAUGAUGAUUAUGAUGAUGUGAUCGAGCGAGAUGAUGAUUAUGAUGAUGUGAUCGAGCGAGAUGAUGAUUAUGAUGAUGUGAUCGAGCGAGAUGAUGAUUAUGAUGACGUGAUUGAGCAGGAUGAUGAUUAUGAUGACGUGAUAGAUCGGGAUGGUAAUUAUGACAACGUGAUAGAGGAGGAUGAUUAUUAUGAUGACGUGAUCGAGCGAGAUGAUGAUUAUGAUGACGUGAUCGAGCAGGAUGAUUAUGAUGAUAACAGGAUCGAGCAGGAUAAUUAUUAUGACAUUAUCGAGAGGGAUGAUAAUUAUGAUAACGAGAUCAAGCGGGAUUAUGAUGAUGGUGACCUGAUCCAUGUUCUCACCUCCCCCGUGUCCCAUCUCUCUGUAGGUUCCAUCCCAGGGAGGGUGGGAGUUUAUCUCAGUUACGAGUCCGGAACAGUUUCAUUUUACAACGCAGAGACCAAGUCCCAUCUCUACACCUUCACUGGGAAUAAAUUCACGGAGAAACUUUACCCUUUCUUCGCGACUGUUGAUGAGAACCAGUGGCUGAGAAUCUGCUCCGGUUCCGCUCUGGAAAAAAACCCAUGAAAAAUCUCCUUCAAGAUUCACAAGACAGAGCAACAAAAUCCUGAUUGGCUAACAUGCAUACCACUGUCCUGUUAUCUCCAGCCAUAACCCAAACAUUGCUGCUACAGAGAAACCAUUACCUCAGCAGUGAACAUUACAGAGAAGUCAGUUCAUUAGCCUUAGCAGUGAAACGUUACAGAGAAGCCAUUACAUUAGCAGUGAAUUCUUACAGCACGUUACACUCUCCCCGCAACAAAUUUAGUCAUGUCCUCAUGACUUUGAGAUUAUUCGCCAACCGUUCCUGCAAAACACAAAGCCCAAUCCAGGUGCAAAAGGCAGUGACAUACUGUAGCUCCCCAAAUGGUAGUGAUCGCGCCAUUUCCCUGGCGUUACGUAGGCCAACCUAUCCGGUGGUCUCCUAAUUCUCCUGCUGUAACCCAGGCUGCCCACAGGUAGCUCCGCCGACUUCACCUCACAGCAGGAGAACGGUCGGGUGUCUCGUCCUCAGUCACUGGGGAGUUAGCGAAAGGCAUCAUAUACCACACGGACAGGUCCUCAUUCUCUGAAUCAGUAUCCCUCUCAGGGGUGGGGGCCGGCCUAACCUCAUCGGUUGGGGACACGGUAGUCCCCACGCAUUUCCACUUACUAGCUGUAGGCUCCAACUCGAGCUCUGGGUCUACCUGCACCUCUUGUCUCUGGGGCAACAGGUGGUUCCGAUGGAGAAUCUUGACAGGCCCAUUCCCCUCCUCAGGUUUCACCCGGAAAACUGGUAGGUUUGGCAUCUGACUCUCCAUCACAUAGGGUGUGGCUGCCCAGCGGUCAGCCAACUUAUGCUUUCCAGGUAGCUCCAAAUCCCUUAUGAGGACUCUGUCUCCCAUCAGGAGUUGGGAGAACCUCACAUUUUGAUCAUACCUUCUCUUAUUCCCCUGAUUCUGCUGGGCAGCCGCAACCUCAGCUAUUUCAACCUUUUCAACUCUCUUCUCAUGUCAGACACAUACUUCAGAUAAGUCUUCAGCAGUAAGUUACCCCCCCCAGUCCGAAAACAAAGGUCAAUGGGAACCUCGCCUCGCGCCCAAACAUCAGAUAAUAUUACAAGUAUCCAUAGAACAUUACAGCACAGAAACAGGCCUUUUGGCCCUUCUUGGCUGUGCAGAACCACUUUUCUGCCUAGUCCCACUGACCUGCACCUGGCCCGUAUCCCUCCAUACACCUCUCAUCCAUGUUCCCAUCCAAGUUUUUCUUAUCCAGUUGCUUUAUUUCGCGUAUGUAGGGUUCUCAAUAAUGUUAGAUGGACCGUUAACUGUUAAUUGCCUAUUACAAAAUGGCUUCUCUGAAGUGUUAAAAUAAAAUGGUUUCUCGUACUGUUAACUGCUGAGUAAGGAGUUCUCUGUGUCAGCAUGUUUGGGUUAUACUGAGUGAAAAUGGAAAUUGUAUUCGUUUGCGAGCCAGUGGAAGUCAUGUUACACUCUCGUGUGUGUGUGUGCUGAGCUGAGAAUCGCGGGCUUUAUCGGGAGGAGAGCAGAGGGGACGGACGUGUGGGGACGAACCGCGGUUUCAGUGUGGCAGAUAACAUACCUCGGCAGUUCCGAUGGUGGUCAAUGUCUUGGACAGACGUUGUGGAUGGAAUUGAAGGCAUUAGCUCCAACGUAUUAGGAUAUUAUGUGCACAAGACUGAUAAAUUUACUCAUUUGGCGCCUUUUCUUUUAGUUGUUUCUAAUAACCCAUCAUUACUAGUUGUUAUAAAGUAUAUUUAGUUACUCGCA
This is a messenger RNA of Hypanus sabinus (Atlantic stingray), 3810 nucleotides long. Its product is annotated as E3 ubiquitin-protein ligase TRIM39-like. The record is from RefSeq and is a predicted model, not a curated record. The transcript has 7 exons. Gene Ontology annotation, molecular function: zinc ion binding; protein binding. NCBI's taxonomy places the organism in Eukaryota, Metazoa, Chordata, Chondrichthyes, Myliobatiformes, Dasyatidae. Bases 20 to 2068 code for a protein of 682 amino acids.